Messenger RNA from Microdochium trichocladiopsis, 1640 nucleotides. Its product is annotated as palmitoyltransferase PFA5. Lineage: Eukaryota; Fungi; Ascomycota; Sordariomycetes; Xylariales; Microdochiaceae. Bases 164 to 1459 code for a protein of 431 amino acids. The record is from RefSeq and is a predicted model, not a curated record. Gene Ontology annotation, biological process: protein targeting to membrane; peptidyl-L-cysteine S-palmitoylation. Gene Ontology annotation, molecular function: protein-cysteine S-palmitoyltransferase activity. The transcript is spliced from 4 exons. Gene Ontology annotation, cellular component: Golgi apparatus; endoplasmic reticulum.
CUGCGUCGUCAUCUUGGUCUCACCAGCCAGCAAGCAGCUCUUUCUUUCAAAGCCAGCCACCAGUCCUCAUGCCUCCGCGGUAAGAGGCGUACGGCAUCGUCGUCGCUGCUGCAUCCGCCUCUUCCAGCUGCCUCUCAAGCGACUGCCACAGAAUGCGCCGACCAUGCCGCCUGUCGAGAGCACCAGAGCAGCGACGCGCUGGGUCACCCGCAUCAUCCCCAUCAUCUUAGCCGCCGCUUUCUCAUAUGCCACUUACGCCGUCGUCGCCGUUCUUUGCGUCUCGUUCUUUCUCGCACCACCAACCCGCAACACAGGCGCCGCCAUCGCCAUCCUCGUUCUCUACUUCCUCCUCUUGAUUCUUACUCUCGCUUCGUACGCACGCGUCAUCCUCACCAUCAGCUUCGACCCGGGCCUGGUGCCUCUAGGCCCCCUCGCCAUCGAGCGAAACCGCAUCGAGAAGAGCAAACCAAAGGCGGCCAAGGAGGCUGGCGGCCUUGAAAGCCGGGCCUAUUACGCUGGUCCAGAUCGGAACCCAGACAGUCCAGGCCUCGAGCUGUUCUACACAAAGGACGUCUUUGUCUGCGAGAGCGACGGCCGGCCAAAAUGGUGCUCAGAAUGCUGCAACUGGAAGACGGAUCGUGUCCAUCACUCUAGCGAGAUAGAGCGGUGCGUGCUGCGCAUGGAUCACUUUUGUCCAUGGGUAGGUGGCAUGAUCGGUCAAAACUCCUUCAAAUUCUUUGUUCAGUUCGUCUGCUACACAUGCGCUUUGUGCGGUGUGGUGCUUGGAGCCGCGGGUUUCGUCCUGCGGCAUCAGAUCCUCAACAACGAGGAGCUCGACCCUCGGGUCAUUGCCGUCAUCAUUCUUGCCGGCUUCUUCUGCUUUUUCACAUUCCUUAUGUCAACAACUUCACUGCGCUAUGUCUUGCUCAACAUGACCAAUGUCGAUAUGCUGGGUGCCACGUCCAAAGUCUACCAGCUCGCUGUGGUUGUCCCUCGCGAUGCACGACCUCCAACCACCAGCGCUCUGGCAUAUCCGACAGUCACAUACCCGCUACCUAAUUUGGAGCUCGGUCUCAACGGCGAGGCGAAUGGACCCAGCAAACAUACCCCCGCCACAUUCUCUGACGGGUCUGGAUCAACCGACCACACAUCACGAGAUGCGCUCGCAGUCCGCACCUUUGCGAUCCUGAAGACCGAACCUGGCGAGAACCCUUGGCACCUCGGGUACUGGCGGAACUGGAAGGAGGUGAUGGGAAGCAACAUCUUGGAUUGGUUUCUGCCCAUCAGCAAGUCACCGUGCAUUUCCCAUGAAAGCCAUGAGAGCUUCUAUCCCUUUGGUCCCGUGCUUGAUGACGUUUGCGCCCGGUACGGGGUAUCAAAUCCCAUACGACGGGGACACUCCGGAUCAGAGAUGCGCGAGCUGUUGUCGCGUGAAGCAGGUGGUCAGCGGACGACAUGACGAUGCCAUUUCUCCUGAUUGUUUUGCCAUCCUGGCAGGCGGGCACUGCCAGGCCAGUGGUGUGCGGCACGAUAUAUGGUUCACGAACAUAUUCUUUCCCUCUAUAACUACACGCAGCAGGAAAUCUUCUCGACUAGAAAUAAAUAUACGUAAUGUCCAGUGAAAAAAAAAAAAAAAAAAA